Messenger RNA from Solanum stenotomum, 891 nucleotides. RefSeq names its product bet1-like SNARE 1-1. NCBI's taxonomy places the organism in Eukaryota, Viridiplantae, Streptophyta, Magnoliopsida, Solanales, Solanaceae. The transcript is spliced from 6 exons. Bases 266 to 634 code for a protein of 122 amino acids. The record is from RefSeq and is a predicted model, not a curated record.
AAUACUGUUUCAACUAAUUUAUCCAAAAAAAAAAAAAUGUCAAUUUCUGUAAUCAGCUAGGUAUUUAAGUGUCAGUAGUUUCUUCUCCGGCCCUUUCACCUCCUAGUGCUACUCCUCUCCGCCGCCGCCACCGGCGUUGUUAUUCAGCUCCAGAAUAUUUUGAUCUAUUUUUGCGAUUAACUUGAGGAUUAGUGAUUCCUGAUCCACCGGAAAAAAAUUCACAUCAAACGGAGUUUCAAAUUGAAUAGAUUGAUCAUUGGCAGAUAUGAAUUCACGAAGGGAACGUGGCAAUAGAGCUGCUCUAUUUGAUGGAAUUGAGGAAGGUGGCAUAAGGGCUUCGUCAUCAUACUCUUCGCACGAAAUUGAUGAACAAGAGAAUGAGAGGGCAAUUGAUGGGCUGCAAGAUAGAGUUAGUUUUCUCAAAAAAUUGUCAGGUGACAUACAUGAGGAAGUGGAUACUCAUAAUCGGAUGCUCGACAGAAUGGGCAAUGAUAUGGAUUCUUCAAGAGGUGUUUUAUCUGGAACCAUGGAUAAGUUUAAGAUGGUAUUUGAGACAAAAUCAAGCCGAAGGAUGUUUACACUCGUGGCCUCGUUUGUGGUUCUUUUCCUGGUGGUUUACUAUCUCACUAGAUAAUAUGCACUGGUCUUAUUUAUGUUGUUCAAACUCUCCAAAAAUGCUACCACAACCAUGUUGGAUCCGCUAAAAAUGCACCACUUUGGUAGGAUCCAACACACAUUUUUGAAGAGUCCGAGCAACAUAGGUUUUAUGUGCAAAGUUACUGAGAUUCUGAUAUUAGCAUUACUGUCUCACUGUAAGAAUGUUCCGACGUGUGUAUCUGUGUCAAGAUGUUUAAAUACAACAGAUAGUUUUGAAGAUGUGGAUCUGUAUAA